AUGGAAGGCAUAGGAUUGUGGGAUAUCAAAGGCAGUGAAGGAUACAUCUAUGCUGACAAUGCCAUCAAAAAUAACUCAGAUGAAGAUAUACAAACACUUUUAAGACACAGUUUACAGUCAACUUCUUAUGAAGCUUAUGUUGACGGUAUCAUCCUAACUGCAACGGUUCACAGAACAAACGUGGAAUAUACAGAACAGCAAUCUACCAUCACAGUCAUGCGUCCCAGGUCCAGAUUACUGGCAAAACGGGGCCUCCCCACCAUCAGGGAGGGCUAUGAGGAGCUGGUGCAGGACCUGAACCAGACCAACAGCCAACACACCACCACACAGGACUACUUCCUCUCCAUCUGCCAUCUGGCCCGGCCUACCUUCCCUCUGCAUGAGCCCGACUGUGACAUCCUCUCCAUCGGCCCUUUGGAUUCCCCAAAGCCCUGCCUACGACUGCACCGCCUGCGCCAGCAUCUGCAGCCUCCGCAGCCCCACGCCUCCACAAGCAAUGACCAGACAGAUGAACAAGCCCAUAAAGAGAAAGAGACCACCAGAUCUGCUCCAUCAGAACCCCUGCAGGCCCAAGCCGCCCCAGAGGCGGACAACGAAUGCGGAGGUGACGUCCCCAGCCCUGCAGAUCCGCUUGAGUACCUCUACAGCCACAGAGGUGCUCUAGCUCUCUCCACCAGAAGGGGGAGUAUUCCUCCACGCCGGCCACGCAGCGACACCUUCCCGCGCUGUUCCUCGGCACCUGAAGCCCAGCGCAAGAGCAGCUGCCCUGAGCUUUGCCUGGCUGAGACAGUCACUGCAGCGACAGUCCUACAGCGGUCGCCGCUCAGCAGGAAGAAGCUGGACGACGGUGGCCUGGCUGCACGCAGUGGCAUUCCCAACAAGCUCGACUGCGCCCCUGCUGGUUGGAGGGGAAAGAGCAGUCGCUGCAUGGACAAACAGACCAUAGUGUCCCACUGGAUCGCAGAAUGCCGCAGCGCGUGGAAGGAAGCCCGCAUUCGUGCGUGCAUGCUGCCCGCCAUUGCCGAGAAGUAAUCUGCUUCUGCUAAAAUCUCUUUCCGUGAGGCUAAACAUCACGUAGAGUAACGUGGAUUAUUUUGGAAUUAUGACUUUGCACUUCAGGUUUAUAUGCAUAUACAUUUUUGGUGUAUUUUAAACCCGUAACCCUAUAGAUGGUGCCAUGUCGAUACCACACCAUAGUGUAGAGUUACCAUGAAUGUCAAUGAUAAGACUGAGUCAGUCCAGUAAUGUCCAGUCGUGAUCAAUAAAUGCAAUGAUUGUUGGAUGCCUUUAAAAUUGUUUAGUGAGAUUUAAAGACUUAAAAUGUAUCAUCCCAAAUGCAGUUCUAAUAUAAGCAACACAAUGUAGUUUAAAGGAUAAAAGGUACAGCAAUGCAUAAUAUUCACAGAUAGGAAUCUCACUGUGUCCAGAACAAUAUUUGGCUGGGACUUUUCUGAACACCAGGGGUUUAGCAAAUUUGCAUAUUAGGCAGCUACUGUUAUGCAGAAUGAAUAUGCCAUGCUUCCUUGAAAAAUUAUUGAUCAUUUGAUGGCAUAUCCAAAAUUUUUGGGAAAAAGUUUCAGCAAAAGAUCUGACUUGGUUUAGGGUGCCUUUCUAAGAGGUAUUAUGUCCAACUAUUAUUACUAUACAAUGUCUCAAAAGCUUCUUAGUUCACUUUAAUAUAUUGGUAUUUACACAACAAGCUGAUAAUUCCAUCUUCUUACAACAAAGGCAAAAUAACAUAAGAUCAUGUUGAAAACAGCCAUUAUGUUUGUUUUCAGGCCCUUGUUUUGCAGUUUAAAAAUGGAGCUGUAGAGUGAACUGGGUAGUCUGGUUAGAGGAUAAAUGAUUAAAUGUCCUUGACAAGGAAUCACCUUCGUUCAACAACAGACCAUAAAAUGAAAAAAUCUAACCACAUCAUUUUGAUAUUCAGAUGUAUGGCAAAAGGCCAACGUAGAACUGCACUAUUAUCUUGUUAGACUGUUGUACACACCCAGAAAAUCUUGUUUCCUCUCCAUUAAUUUGGUGUUUCAGUACUUUGAGAUUGUCUUACUGUUAAAAGAUUAACUAGUACGGUUGCAUGUGAAUUUGUAAAUUAUUUUGUAUUCAUGCAUAAGAAAUUUCUUUAAAUUAUUAUUAUGGAUGUAAUGAUUUGAGAGAAACUGUAUAUUACACUAUAUGAGAAAAGAAAAUCUGUUGUUUGUAAAUUUUCAGCAACCUUGUACUUUUUUUUCCACUUUUUUAAAUUAAUAAAAUGUCUGUGUUUUA
Megalobrama amblycephala (Wuchang bream) is the source of this 2265-nucleotide messenger RNA. RefSeq lists its product as uncharacterized. Gene Ontology annotation, biological process: regulation of autophagy. Gene Ontology annotation, cellular component: mitochondrion. NCBI's taxonomy places the organism in Eukaryota, Metazoa, Chordata, Actinopteri, Cypriniformes, Xenocyprididae. The record is from RefSeq and is a predicted model, not a curated record.